This is a messenger RNA of Populus trichocarpa (black cottonwood), 665 nucleotides long. Its product is annotated as heavy metal-associated isoprenylated plant protein 21. NCBI's taxonomy places the organism in Eukaryota, Viridiplantae, Streptophyta, Magnoliopsida, Malpighiales, Salicaceae. Gene Ontology annotation, molecular function: metal ion binding. The coding region runs from base 98 to 538 and encodes 146 amino acids. The record is from RefSeq and is a predicted model, not a curated record. The transcript has 3 exons.
AAGCAACUUCCUAUAUAAACACCCCAAUGCUCUCUCUUACUCUAUAUCAUAUAUCCCUCUCUCUAGCUAGUUUGCUUUCUGAUAAAGAGAAACAAGAAUGGGAGCUCUUGAUUACCUCUCCAACUUUUGCACUGUCACCAGCACAAGAAGCAAACGAAAACCAAUGCAGACAGUUGAGAUCAAGGUGAAGAUGGACUGUGAUGGCUGCGAAAGAAGAGUAAAAAAUGCUGUCACCUCCAUGAAAGGAGUAAAGACGGUGGAAGUGAUCAGAAAACAAAGCAGGGUGGUGGUUAGUGGAUAUGUUGAUCCAAACAAAGUCUUAAGAAGAGUGAAGAGCACAGGAAAGGUAGCUGAAUUUUGGCCAUAUAUCCCUCAACAUCUAGUUUACUAUCCUUAUGUUUCCGGUGCCUAUGACAAGAGGGCACCCGCGGGCUAUGUUCGCAAUGUUGUGCAAGCUUAUCCAGCCUCAAAUGCACCUGAAGACAACAUUGUAUCUCUCUUUAGUGAUGAUAAUGUGAAUGCUUGUUCCAUCAUGUAAGAGAUUGCUUUCAUGGAUUUGUGUAAAGCAAAAUGGGUUGCUAUCUUUUUUAAAAGCAAGACCUCCUUCAUAUGUAUGUAUUUAUGUACUAUUUUCUAUCUAGAAAUGAAGCAAACCUAGCUUUAAA